AGCUCAUGACAAACUCUGACUUUGUUGCUACUGUGAAGAAAAAUCUAUUCAGUGUAGCAAAUCAGAAGUCUACUGAAAUUCUGGAGGCAAUGGUUAAACGCCUUUUUCAAGCACUAGCAGGAGAAGAUAAGGGACAAUCCAGGUCUCAAAGUCUAGCAUUUACAUCACUUAAAACAGGGUCCCAGGACCCAAAAUCUCAAGCCAUGCAGUUUACAGCAAUGCAAAGUGCAAUGCACAACUCUGGAAAAGACAAGGAAAAAGGAGGAAACAAAUCUCAAUCGUCAUCAUGCAAGCCUUCAGAAAAGCACUGCUCAAUGGAUAAGUAUGCAAAAGACCUCAUUGUGACUGCCUUAAUGUUGAUACAGCAACAUCUACUGCAACAGACAAACAAUGGCAAGGACUCUAGUGAAUCACGUGCCACUUCGUUUGGGUAUGUUUCCCGCGAUGCACAUUUUGAAAAAGCUGGGAACAGCCAAAGCUCCAAAUCCCUUGCAGAGGCUUCUGGGUCGAGGUCAGCAGGGACAAGGCACGAUUACCAACAGCAGCUCUACUCCCAAAAGGGAGACAUAUCAAGUGUCCUCUUGUCCAUCAUACAGAAGGUCUUGCAUGAAGCUGGGUUCAAUAUAGAAGACAGCUCCAGCGAAACAAACAAGAGCUUCAAGCAUACCCCUGCCAGCGAAUGGGAGCCUGGCAAACAGGCCGUAGCCAAACAGCCGAAUUCAGCCAUGGAGCAGUCUGACAAUAUGGAUCAGGUCAACAGGCAAUUUUUUGACCAACUGGUGGAAUCUGUGAUAAAGUUAUGUCUCUUCAUGGUCAAAGGCAGUGGCACUGAUAUAGCUAUAGGUGACUUGUCAGAGGAACCCAAUGCAUUUGGUACCUCAUCUGCAAAAGCUCAAGCAACACCCAGGAGAGCUUUCCAAUAAAAACAGAACAGAAACCCAUUUACAGGUUCGUCUUCGGGUUCUCAAGUAGUAGUGACCAACCAGAAUGCCAACAGCAGCUCACAAAACAAGCAGCUUCAGUCUAUCUCACCCAGUUCAAUGUGCCUAAUCUGUCAUUCAUGCAUGGAAAUAAGAAGGAUCUGAAGAAGUUCUCUGCUGGCUGAAAAGUGGCCACAAAGGGCUACAGCGUGGGGGAUAUUCUUCAGGAAGUAAUGAGGUACUUAGAAAAACAACAGUUUGAUGCCACUGUGAGAAAUGUAACUUGCUGUAGACUGAUGGUCUGGUUGAUUAAUAAUCUUUAAGGAAACGCCGACUCCCCCUGCCUCUCAACUCACUUUGACCCAGCCAAAGCACCCAAACCAGCUCUCUGCUGGCACAAACACACACGUUUGCAAGGGACAGCUCUGCAUUGAAUUCAAC
This is a messenger RNA of Alligator sinensis (Chinese alligator), 1361 nucleotides long. Its product is annotated as A-kinase anchor protein 4-like. The coding region runs from base 6 to 923 and encodes 305 amino acids. Lineage: Eukaryota; Metazoa; Chordata; Crocodylia; Alligatoridae. The record is from RefSeq and is a predicted model, not a curated record. The transcript has a single exon.